Molecule: messenger RNA, 258 nt
Organism: Morchella importuna
Lineage: Eukaryota; Fungi; Ascomycota; Pezizomycetes; Pezizales; Morchellaceae
Exons: 4
Coding region: 1-258 (85 amino acids)
Source: RefSeq, a predicted model, not a curated record
AUGAUCAAGUUCCAACCCAUGGAUGGGUUACGCCCCAGGUUCUCCAAUUACGGUUUCUUUCUUUCUCGUACGAUGAGUUGGAACGAACCCUUGUCCUGCUCAAUCCGGUUCGCGGAGGAGAGAAAAGAGUGUUCGGGCCGAAGAGGUCAACUCGAGGCGAAAAACUCGGUUCGUGGAACGGUGGUCCGUCGAAAGGAAGCCCUGCCACAUACGCAUACACCACUCGGGACAAAAAUUGAAGUCGCUAGCCGGCUGUAA